AUGGAUUCCUCAGAAAGCGACAUCUCUACCGACACUUCAGAUUCAUCCUCAUCGGCAGACUCAAUAUCUGCGGAUUCCAGUGCGCAGAACCUUUGGAAGAUGAGUGAGACAGAAGGCAUGACUACCGCUCUUGGCACGGACGAUUCCGACUCAGAUAUUUCCAUGUCUGCUGAGACCGACGACGAGCAAGAGGCCGACCCCACUCCAUCCUCUCUACCUACGAACCCGACUCCACAGACCACGGAACAAGCAACAGAAUGGGAGAUAUCCAAGCAGAAUUCGGAAGCAUCCAGGAAGAGGAAGUUUUCCGACUCUUGCAAGCCCCCAGACGGACAAUCUAGGAAUGGGAUGGCCAACGAUGUCCGGAAGCGCUACAGAGUUGACAAUGAGCCCCAAUGCUACCGGACUCCUGAUGGCCGUCUGCUGGGUAACAAGUCACUUCUGCCUGCGGAAAUAUGGCACCAUAUAUUUUCUUUUUGCCCUCCAAGAGGUCUAGGUCGGUUGUUGCAAGUCAACAAAUCCUUCAAUACCUACCUUGAUCCAUCUGCGACAGGUUUAUCUAUCAAGCCACUUUCGACAUCCGCGCUUCAUUUGUUGGCCCCUGACAGUAUAUGGCGUGCAUCCAGGCAAGCUUUCGUACAACGUGGUUUACCUGCACCUCUCGCUGGAAAAUCUGAACUGGCCAUGUGGAAACUUUUAUGUGGUUCUGCAUGCCAAUUCUGUAACAAGAUUGGAGAAGGCCCCCCAUCUCCUAUGGAUCAAUGGCAUCCUGGCCCAGGUGAGAGUGGGGUCGCUCCCGUCUGGUUAUUUGGUAUUCGUGCCUGUGGCUCGUGCCUCCAAGAACACUCUACAAAGGAAAUCGACUUGCUGCUCUCCUCCACCAUACCAUCGCCACUGAUGGCUGCACUACCGUUUGUUUUUCUCACAAAUGAACUUCAUCUCCUGUCGGCAGCGACUCUCCAAAGUGGACAGCACCCUCCUUCUAUUCAGAUCACGAAAUUCUUCUUCAAAGUCCACGUCGAUGAAAUCAAAAGGGAAUUCGAAGAUGUAAAAGCCAUGGGAUCUGCCACUGCUGAGGAAUGGUUGAAGGGUUUAGAUGGUCGUGGCAAGGAACGAAGAAACGAUGCAGCUCGCUGGGAAAGAUGGGAGCUGGGAGGGGGGAUGGAACGACUUCGUGAUAUACACCCACAGCAGCCGACAAAUCCUUGCCCUCCUCCGAUCACACAGCCGAAAAACGUCAGCAAUUUUCCAGCACACCCUGGUCCAAUUCCGAGCUUCGCGACACGACAUCCAUCUCAUUUACCGCACCCUGUGCAGAAUGGCUUUGUGAAAAAACCCCCUGCUCGAUUCGAUUCGCCCGCACAAAAUGGAUUUGCACAUUUCACUCCACGUCCUCAGUCUCAAGCUAAACACGAGAGAACCAAAGAGGAGGUUGCUGAACUGAAAGCAGCGCGCAGAGCUGAAAUCGAAAGACGUUGCUUACUUCUUGAGCCCCCUAUAACACCUGCAGUCCUAGCUCACAUGCCAUCAUUUCAGGCUGCCAUUCAGAUUAUCCAACCCUUGGUGGAUAGCUCCUGGGAAGUAUUGAAGCCGAGACUCCUUUUCCAGCGUGAGGAUGCCGAACAGCGAGAAAAUGAGCGACUUGCUCAGACCCGAGUGGCUCAAAAGCGUUCCGACGAACGUCGCUUUCAAGACUUGCAAUCCAGGUCGGGCUCCAAGGAUUUGGCCGAAACGGAGUGGGAUAACGUUCAAGCCCCUUUGCGAGCCCGCAUAGCUGCUUAUGCUGAUGAGAUGAUUCGUGACGGCUGGAAUGGAGGUGAAAAGGUAACCUACGAAACAAGUCCCUUGUUUGCCGCAGAAGUUUUGAUCUAUGUUCGCAAGAGAUUCUUUGACGAAGUUUCCAAGGAAGAAGCAGAUGUUCGAGCCACUGGAAGAGAGCCUGAAACGGAGCCACUCAACGGACCUUUCACUCGCAAGCUCAUCUUGGAGAACAUGAAGUGGGUUUUCGACACCAAGAUCAAGCCACGCACCGAGCAAUACCGUAAGGAGCUUUUUCUUUGCAACGCAUGCGAGUAUGCCAAUAAGUAUUACGGCUUUGAAGGUGUUAUUCAACAUUAUGCAGCCAAGCACACCAGCGCACUAAGUGUUGGAAGUGUCGUUGUCCAUUGGAAAUCUGAAUGGCCGGAGAUACCUCCAUUCAGUCCGAAUCCAAACAGCGCUGCUGCGAAAUACUAUCCAGCUGCACCAAGUGCCAGCAUUCCAUACACAAGCACCGGCUCUUCUAUGCCACAAAAUUAUGGAUAUGGUGGGUAUCCUCCUCCAGUCUCUACUCCGAUGCCGGGUGCCAAUCCGCAUGUCUAUCAGGAGAGUCCGGGUCCUUACUACGGUCAUCCGAAUUUCGGCGACCAGUACUCUGGACAACAGAAUGGACCUUAUGCCCCGCCUCCUCAGCCAUACCAAGACCCUCCUCAAGUGUAUCAACCCCCACAGUAUUCAGUUGCGCCUCAGCCGUCUGGUGUCCCGGGGUACAACGAUGCUCCCCAAGACUAUUCACAAAAUGGGUAUGGAACACAGUAUCAACCACCUCAGCAGGAUAUUUACGCAUCUUCCAAUCCUGGAAUAAUGUACCCAUCUGCAGCCCUUGAAGUUCCAGGACAGCAAGCGUCUUAUGACUCCGCGUCCAGCCAAUAUAGAUCAUACAAUCAGCAGCCGACAUAUCCCACGAAUGAGUUUGCUCAACCACCCCAGAAGACCGAACAGUAUAUGGCCCAGCUUCAAGAUCUGGCACGGAACGCUCGCGAGAUUUGGAACUCCAUUGGAAGCAUCAAAGAAAUCCCAGGAAAUCUCAAAGUUUACACCAUCAUCUAUCAUGUGCUAAAGCGCUUCCGCGAGUCUUACCAGGAGGAGCCGCCACUCUCGAUGAUGGUUGAUGGAUUGACCAGCAACAAGGAUAUGCGCCCAGUCCGCAACAUAAAUGGAUUGCUUUGUAAAGCAUGCACUCUGGCUAUGGCGGGAUCCACGUCCGCUCCACAGAAGAAGCAUUUCUCUUUCCCCCAGCUUGUCAAUCAUUUUCAUUCCGUCCAUGAAUUAGGAGCUGCUAGGAGCAACUACGGGCAGGUUCCUGACUGGACCAAGGAUAUGGUUGUUCUUCCUGAUCUUGCUAAGUUAAGAGCGGUGGUCAAUGCUCCCGGGAUGAAUGACAAAAGACUCGCACUUUUUACGGAAGCGGUGCCAACGAUCAUUCGAGUUCCUGACUCCCCGGCAACCGAUUUGCACCGAAAAAACGACCCUCCAAGCGAAUAUCCUUUAAAGGCUUCUUCCCAAGACAACCACGACAAUUAUUACACUGCCGCCAAAAAUAUCUCUUUGAGAAAGGCAAACGUCUUUGACAAUGGCGAGUAUGAUCCCAGAAACCCAGGUGAGCUUCUGGUGGAGCCAAGACCACAGUACGCGCCCCCGAAGCAAAGCCGACAACCUCUAGGGCAGGAGCUGCCAAGAGCUGAGCGGCCUGUCUCUAGCUACCAGCUUUAUGACAACGAAUUACCCGGGGAGCCUUACGGAAAUCAGCCUGAUCGAUCGAUCAAUGAGCCAAGACCCUCUUCGGCUUCUCAACCGAUUCCAGCGCCAGGCUAUGCUCGUGUCAUUUCGCGUGAUGAUUCACCGGUACUAGUGGAGAGACGCGUUCGAUAUCACGAUGCACCGGAUCUUGAAUAUCAUGCUCGACGAGAACCUCACGUUUCAACUUACGAAGAGCCAAGAAUGGUUCAUCCAGAGAGAGACUACCGAUCUUUGAAUACAAGAUCUUUCUAUUCCAAUGGACGUGAGCAACCGCCACCCGCUAUUCAUGCACCCGAAGCAACCCAAUCAAGGCCAAAUAAUGCUGCCACUCCCCAACAGAGCAGGAUUCAUGAUGUCGUUGCACAAAUUUCUCAACAAGCGCAGCGGGUUCGAGAGCAGCAACCUACCAAAGAGGAGGCCGAUGGCGGAUCCGAAGAUGGUGAGUUGCGCGCCGAUGAUGAUCCAAAGGCCGCGAGAGCUCCAAAUCUGCAGUCCGAAGAGGCUAGCAACGCAGCCGAUCGAUUUUUGGAGCAACUUCGAUCGGGCGAGUUCUCAGCUGAAACUAUGAAACACGUCGAUCCAGCUUGGCGUAAGGACGAACGACGGCCAGAGUGGGAUGAUGGACGAGGUGAGGGCGCAAGAGUGUAUCGGGCACCUGCUGGGCCGCCAAGGCAAUUACGUGAAGGUUUUGAGGAAGAUUAUCGUGGCCACUCGGAUAGGAGGCGCUUCGUAAAUCCUGAUGAGAACUUUGGGGGGUACAUCGUUCAUGAGCGUGCUCCAGCUCCGAGAACCUUGCGGACACAGACUUUCGAAGAGCGUCACGUCAGCACAGCUCCUGAGCCUGAAGGAAGCCGAGGCCGAUCUCCUGAGCUGGUUGAUCGACGUUACAAACUGAACAACGUCAUCUAUCGUGACGAGAAACAAAACGGUCAAGGCACUCAUCGAACACCAAGCAGGUAUGCCCGGUACGCGAGUGUCCGGCUAGAGAACGAUCGCGCCCGAUCGAGGUCGCCAGUAUACUAUAAGGUCGGCACACAUCCUGGACAGUACAGAGAGAUGAGUCCGGGACCACACCCUGCUCAUGCCCUGCGCCCGGAGCCAGUCUACCGCUCACGAACACCUCAUCAAGGUACCGAAGAUGCCGUGUUCGAGAGGCCACCUCGCCAGGAAUACUAUCGUGUUUACGCCGAUGAACCUCGACCACGCGAACCUCAAUAUACAGAGGCCUUUGAAUAUGUCAGGGUCUCGGAUCCACAAGGAGAUUACAUGAUUCGCAGACCAGUUCGCCGCGAGCCCGAACCCGUCUACGCUGCUUUCCAAGACGACGUUUAUGGUCGACCGCCGGUAUACGAGAGUCGUGCUCACCCACCUGCUGCUUCGCGUGCAGAACCUCCGUUCUACGAGGAAGAAUACGAUCCCCGUCAUCCAGCACCUCCGCCGCAGCAUAUUAGGUAUUAG
Molecule: messenger RNA, 5016 nt
Organism: Drepanopeziza brunnea f. sp. 'multigermtubi' MB_m1
Lineage: Eukaryota; Fungi; Ascomycota; Leotiomycetes; Helotiales; Drepanopezizaceae
Source: RefSeq, a predicted model, not a curated record